GUUUGUGGGCCUCGCGACUCGUCUGUCUCUGUCUUGGCAAGCGUUUUCCACACCCUCGCUCCAUUUCUGAACGGGGUUUCGCCUCGAUGACGCCUGUUAGGGAAACUAACCAAAGGUCUGUCCGAAGAAGCAAUAAUACAUAUUAUAAAGAUGGUCAGUCAUUAUUGUGCUUGCCACUGAAAUAUAUCGGAGCAACAUGGGUCCUUCAUGUUCGUCCGUGUAUUUUGCGCUAUUGGUGUUAGCUUGUGGAACUUUCUCGGAACCCAUCACAAAAGAAAAUUCCAGGCAAAAACGUUUAUUCAGCUUGUUUAACAUUGUUUCAUUCAGAAACAACGCAUGCACAUCGACGGGCUCCAGUAAUCAGGCUGGAACGUGUUUAACCUCAUCCGAAUGUGGCUCCAAAGGGGGAUCUGCCUUGGGAAAUUGUGCCUCUGGUUUUGGUGUUUGUUGCAUUUUUACUGUGAGCGGAUCAUGUGGAUCGACUCAGACGAUUGCUCAAAAUUGCUCCUAUAUUCAGAAUAGCGGAUAUCCAACGGCCGACACCACCAUUAGUGAAACUUGCACCUACAACUUCAACCGGAUUUGUGACAAUCUUUGUCAGAUUAGGUUAGACUUCAAUUCCUUGACAUCGUUAGCGGCUACGACAGGCUCGUGUGGUACAGUGAACGACGCGAUUACCGUUUCCAGUCCGUUUUCGUCAUCAAGCAAUGCAUUUCCGCCUGCGGUUUGUGGAACUUUGACUGGACAACAUAUGUAUUUUGAGACAGGCACCUCUGGAAGUGCCGGAGUCCUUAGCUUUGCCAAGGGAACCGGAACCGGGAAUCGAAGCUACCAAAUCAAAGUCACUUAUUUCACUUGCGAUAACUUGGCCAAAGCUCCAGCGGGAUGUACUCAAUACUUCACGGGAGUUCGGGGUUCCUUCCAAUCCUACAAUCAUGCCGGAGGUCAGCUUCUCCAAAGCAUGGACUAUAGCAACUGUUUUCGACAAGAGGAAGGAUACUGUCAACUGCAGGUGCGUGAAUCUUUGGCCACUACCCCGGACCCUUUUCUGUUAUCUGCCCCCACAACAGAAGCACUGACUGCUUGCGCCGAUUUGAGCUUUAUCACUCUUUCCACUCCAAAUCUUGGCUCGUUUUGCGGAGGAAUUUUGAAUACGGUGAACGGCAACACCAUACCUGGUGUGGUUACAUCUUCCCCUGGAUCGAACUUUCAAGUGGGAGUGAACACUUUAGCGGGGGAUCUCUCAGAUUUAACCGGCUUCAACUUGAAUUACAAUCAAGUUCCAUGUGCUUAAAUUCUAAGCAACUUUUGAUCUGUGUUAACAUGGCGCGGUAGCCAAUGUUAAAAUUUAAACUUUUUUCGUGCAUCACAGUUAUAUUAUUGAAAUAAAACAUGGCUAAUAUUGUUACCCGUGCAUGCUGUUCGAAGCAGGAA
This is a messenger RNA of Tigriopus californicus, 1434 nucleotides long. RefSeq lists its product as uncharacterized. The coding region runs from base 197 to 1294 and encodes 365 amino acids. The record is from RefSeq and is a predicted model, not a curated record. Lineage: Eukaryota; Metazoa; Arthropoda; Copepoda; Harpacticoida; Harpacticidae. The transcript is spliced from 15 exons.